AUGCUGGAUUUGCUGUCACCUGUGCGCGGCUACAUCGCACAGAAUCUGCAAUUCUACCUGAGCAAAUACAUCGAGGACAUCCAGCUUGAAGGUUUAGGGCUCUUUGGUGGUGACCUUGUUCUCAAUGACUUGGAAAUCAAGCGCCACGUACUGCGCGAGAGUCUCGAGAUUCCAUCAAGCUUCGAUUUCUCGCGUGGAUUUAUCCGUGAAUUACGUAUCCACAUCCCAUGGACCCAGUUACUAUCACAGUCAAUCGAAGUGAAACUUUAUACCAUUGAGCUGAUCCUCACGGCGAGGAGCAGUACAGCCGGUGCCACAUUAGGAGACGCAGUAACUGAUAAAGCGACUGAGAUUGACCAGCCAAAGUCCGGUUGGAUUCACGAUACACUGCAAAAAAUUCUGUCUAAUGUCAGUUUGCAGGUUAAUAACCUUGUCCUUAAGUAUGAGUACGACGACAUUGUGUUCUCUAUUGCGCUUGGGACCCUUGACUUCUACUCAGCCAGUGAAAAUGAUGGCUGGAAUCGUAGCUUCGAAGAGCUAAAGGGAAGCAGGCCUGUCAUUUGCAAAAGAAUUGAUGCCAAAGACGUGACAAUUUUCCUAGACAGAUACAUAAACGACGAAGGUACAAAUCAAUGCACCAGACAAUAUCCAUUGCGACGGAUGGUAGCUGGAUACGAGGUUCCGGUAUUGAGUCGAGCUUCGGCAUCAGUCCGAGCUAAAGUACAGCUACCACACAAUGCUGCGGAGACAGGGAAAAGGGAUCCGACUAUCAGUAUAUCUGCUUCCUUCAAUCAGCAUCAUCCUUCAGCGAGUGAUUCCCGUGACGCAAGAGAUAUUUUUGAUGUGGAUGGUUUGUUAAUAUACAAUCCAUCAGUACUAUGCGAUCCUUUCUACUAUUACUUGUGCAAUCGCUCAAGCGUGAUCCCGAUAUAUGAGGUAGACUUGUUUGUCGUCGAAUUACUCUUCUCGGCCAGUGACAGACAACUAGAGAUGCUAAAUCAGCUUAUACAAAGCGCUAACCACAGGUUCGAUCAAGCUCACAAGCCAGUAAUUUCAGCGAAAUGUGACGCGUACCCACCAGGCAACACGAACAAAGUCUUGGAUGUUCAUGAUGCAAGAUCUGAGUUUUCCCAGUUAAUUCAGGCAGAUGAUCAGGUGGGUAUUGUACCUAAAAACAAAGAAUCAUGGUUUGGAUGGGCAAUAAAUGCUCUGGGAAGCGUAGAAAAUGGGCAAGAGGACGCGUUGGAGUCUGAGCUACUUGCCGAAACGAGAGAAGCUUUGCUCGAACGCCAGCCGUCGUUAGAAAAUGAGAAUGAUGGAGGUUUAUUUGCAGCCUGCGGUUCAGGUACAAGAACGUCAUGUGUGCGAAUGUGCGUUGGCUCAGUCUCGUUAACGUUGCGAAAACAUGCAAAAGAAGGGGAAACGGAGUAUCAAGAUGCUGCAGGCGUGGAAAGUAGAGAAGAAUUGGUACCAGUUGCAAAUCUUGGCAUGGUGAAAAUUUCUAGUCAUCCCAAGAGAAAAAAGGUAGCUCGACCAGCUUUGCCAGUUCUCCAUUUAUCUCUUAGUUUUGUGACGAUAGAAAUGCUUCUAGCACGAGGUCAGGAACAAAGUGGAACAGAUCUGGUGUUUGAAAUUGAAAAGGUUAGGGUUUCAUCUGCUUUAGACGACACUGAUGGAAAGGAUAUGAACGGAGAAAUGCUGAUGACAUGGGGUCUUGUUGAUGCAACAUCCUUGUGUGAUUGCGUCUCUCAUCCCUAUUUUAUCAGCACAUUUUUUAAGAAAGAAAUAGCGCGCUUAAAUCAGCUUGAUAGGCGACGCUUUGACAUUGUUAAGGUAGCACCGGGUAUUGACAUUCCCGUCUGGAUGACGUUAAGAGAUGGAAGAAUAAACUCAGAAGAGAGCUCUAGCUCACCAUGCAAAUGCUCUUCCACUUGGAAUGGGGAAAGUGUUCGUUGCAUAUCAACUUCCGCAAUAUUUAGCAUUUGCCAGGAUGCAAUUAAUAAAAUUGGAAUUAAAGAGCGUGUGCUGGAUGACGGAAUUCUAUUUAACGCCGUGUCGGCAGCUUGGACUUCAAGUGAGUUUCCUAGUAUAGCGACAGAAGGGAUGACACGAGCCUUGACUGCAGCCGCAAGUGAGUAUCGAGCGCAUCGAAAGUCAGACCUUCCAGCAUUGGACAAUUUGGUGCAGUUGCUCUUACCACAACUAUUCGCUCUAUGCUGUCGUUUUUCAGGGCAUUCUUGCCCAUCAGCUAUACUCCAUCCGGCAUCUAACUAUAUUAGCAUUCGGCAUCGAAGUGAUCAUUCUGCUCUACGUAUGCGCUCAGCAUCCACGUCUAAAAUCUUGGAGCAUGAUGCACCGUCACCUGAAAAUCGUAUCGAAGAUAAAGCAGUCACCAAAAUUUUGGAUGUGUCGAUUGGUGCUGCACAUGCUGUCCUGGAGCCUCUUAAGUGUUUAGCCACACUGGAAGUAUUAUCAAUUUUCUUGCACAAAAACGAAGUGGAUGUUUCUAGGUCAGCGACAAGGCCUGUUGAAACGUCAAUGUCAUCUAGAAUGAAUGAGGCUUUGACGAAGAAGAUGGCGCCUGAAUUGAAGACCAAAAUGUUAAGUGAUAUCGCGUUAAUUACGGGGAGCAGGGUAAGCGUUCACAUUCCUAAUCCACGUCCAAAUGCAGGGAAUAGCUCGAACCAUUGUAGUGGCUUGAAUGUAAUUGGAAGUGACUUCAUGUGGCAACGAAAUUAUUUUCCGGGAGAUCACAGAAAGCGUUUACAGCUCGGUGCUGUGACCGUACAGUUGGGUGACGCUCAGAGCGAGUUUACGCAUCUCCCCCUGGUAGAAGCGCUCGGAUUUGAACUGGAAAUCACAGAAAGCUUUGCUGAUGGAGAUAGCAACGAUGAAUUAUUCGCAAGUUUGGUCAAAGCGAAAAUCGACCUUACCUCAUUUUCAUUACACAAUUUCGCGACUGUAAUAUCUGAUUUCGUACGUCCCCUUGGAUUUGAUAUUGCCUGGGUGCCAACAAUUUUAGCGUCAAAGCAAUUCCAAGAGUAUUAUCAAAUCGAGGCUUGCUUGACUAAUUUUUCGCAGAGUGUUGUAGAUCGACCUAGGGUAGUUACAGCUCAGCGCCAAUCACUUCGCGGAAGAAUUGCAUCACUCACCAUAACUUCAAGAAAAAAGCCAACAAGUGAAAUGACUGUAAUUUUUCAAGGCGGCGCAGCUCCGAAGAUGCUAUCAAAAACGGGAAUUAGUAUUCCUCUUUUCAAGUUUGACAUGCUGUACGAAAAAUCGGCUGGAAAGCUAGAUGGUGUACCGCUUUUGAGCUUGCUCAAAACAUUUACUCGAAAACCCGACUUCGUUUCCACAGUAUGUGCACAUUGCCGACUAGGUGUCUGUGCACACUUGGCCUACGUUUAUCUGGAUGCUCAAGGUGGAACACAGCUUAUAGGUGCAGUCUUACAUUGGAUAAAAGAUUUCUCAGCAGCCUUGGUGGGCAACACAGAUUUGAAACCGGAAACUCGACAUGUCAAAGAUGACACACUGGACGGCAAUACGGCGAGCAGCAUAUCAACAGGAUGGAGCUUUAUCAUAGAUUGGGAAGCUGGCGGCUCUGAUGUACGUGUGAACGAGGCACUCCAAUUAAGACUUUCUCAAGUAUCGCUUCUAUCUAUUGAGAAAGAGGCAGAUUCACUGAAUCCUGUUAAGCCUGGAGGUAUACUGAAUCUCAAAUUUACUGCUAAAGGAGCCACUCUAUUUGCAUCAGACAGUGGAUGCCUUAAGGACAUUCAAAAUCCUAUAAUUCUGAGCAUAGAAAAUAUUCGUACGACAGUCAAGUUUUCACACGAAUUUAUUGACUACCAGCAUGAUUAUGCAUUUGAAGUUAUGUUCCACGCGGCAUGUGUUCAAGCAUCACUAAGUCGCUUAAAGGUACAUAAUUUUGCUUUGACAGAUUUUUUGUGUUUAUGUUUGACUUCUUGUAUUCCUUUUGUUUCAAAGCUUUUAUAUAUUUUAAAAAUUCCAAACAUUAUGUUUGCCUUACUACGUGAAGUGGCGACCCAUGAUGCCUCUCAUCCACCCAAACUAAACGAAUACGAGCGCGAUAAUGACGCUAUUAUGCGAGUUCGGUGGUUUUAUACGCUUCGUGCUCAGCUAGACCAUUUCGACGUCUCAUGCGCGGCUGACAUCGAUCAUCGCUCAAAUCACAAAAAAGAGCGGAUCCGAGCAGUCAUAAAUGGCAAUGUUUCUAACAUCAAUGUAGCUGCUCGGAUAAGCAAUCAUCACCCUAUCAAAAAGCACCUCUAUUUACCCACACGAGGAAAGUUUACAGAUAUUCAAGUUUCCGUUGGCAAAAUUCAAGUGAUCGAGAGGCUUUUUCACGCGUGGAAGAAUAGUUGCAUCCCACUAGGUAACUUCUCACGUUUGCCGGCUAAUGCAUUUUUGGGUAUAUUGGUAUGCCUGAACGUGCGUGAUUUAAAAAGUUUAUCAGAGACCUUGCACGCUAUUGAUACCAACAUGCAUUCUAAUGAAGAAUUACUACCGCCUGCUAUGUUGUCGUGGCAUUUGGCAAGCAGCAUUGCCAAAUCUAUUCAAGCGAUAAAGGCUAAGUGGCAUAAAAAUCAAACCGACAGAACGCACUUUUUCGCUGAAAUUCCCCUGAUUGUUGCCUACAACGAAUCUGCGCUGAAAAACGAUCCACUAUCGUUUCCAAUGUUUUCAGGAUUUUAUCGCAAUUACAGUGAAGCCGGCCUACCGCUCCAGGUUGUCGCAGGAUCUAUGGAGAGUUUGGAUCUUGUCAUGACGACGUCAAGCUUUGACUGUCUCGCCUCAGUAGUGAAUGUGCGCGGCAAAAAAGUAUCAGCCGUCGACAACAUUGAAUUUCCAACAGUGAAGACUCAGACUACACACAAUCUGGAAGUAUCAUUGGCAAACAUUGAAAUUUCUCUUUUGUUGGGUCAAGUUCGUUUAAUUUCGCCAGACGAAAAUCUAAUAAAAUUUGUCCAAUGUAAACAACAGGUUGAUACACAAAAUGUUGUUGUGGUUCUGGAAUCGAUGUCGAUCGUCUCAGCCGUGCAUAAUGAGAUUUCGUUGGAUGGAUUGGGAUAUCCCCUUUUCAACUCUAGAAUCCUUCCAAGGCGACUUACUGUUCAUGCACAACGAUUUGGCCAGUCGCAGCUUCGGAUAGAGUGUAAAACUGGUAAAAUUUAUGGAUUUGUUGCCGAUCUAAGCUUCAGUUCCGGAUUGGAGCCUCCACCUGAAUGGAAGUUCAGUCCCAGAUUGAACGAGGUAGCUACUUUCUCGAACAUUUUUGGGCAUGUUGGGCCGUUCGAAGAGUAUUUUAGUACUUUGGCGGGACACUCAGCACAUUUUACUAGUGCAGAGAGAUUCUGGUCGCCACUAAAUAUCACAUGCAGUGCGGAAGAGGAAUUUUCAACAAAAAAUGAAGGUAAUGGAAACGAAGCAAAAAUCGCUAUUAGCAUCGCAAUAACCAAGUUGCAUCUCCAGCUGAACAAGCAUCUGUUUGACAUUUUGUAUUCGCGCAUCGCAACGUUAUACCGAGGGAUACAGCAUCUUAAGCGAUCUAUCGCAUUUUCGUCACCAGUAAAGCUUACGCCUAUUCAUUCAGAAAGGUUAUGCGAAUCGUCUUUAGAAUUCACGAGUACGAAGGAGCGAGAAUUCACAUUUUCGAGCGACGGAAUCGAGAUUGAUGUGAUAGAGAUGGACAAUUCUUCACAUUUUCGUGUUGGCUCAAUCCUCCUGUUACACAAUACUCUGAGUCUUUCGGGCAGUGCGUCUAUAAAAACUUUAGUAGUCGGACACCGUAUCUUUGGAAAUGAGACCGAUACGGUUGCAAUCGAAGAAGUAGUCUUUGGAGCAAAGGCGGAGCCAAGUUUAUGGCAACGAGCAGUCGAAAACUAUCCAGAAAAGCUUGUUGCUGCUAAGUGGAAUUACGCAGAUCGAUCACAGCGAACAAUUUUCGUGGACGUCCAAGCCUGUCAGCUUCACGUAUCGCACCAUUUUAUCCAAGCAUUGGCUCAAUUCCUUUGUACAAAUGCGAACAUACCAAGUUUGGAGCAAAAAGUCAACGAAUGCUGUGUCCAAGCUGUGGAGCGCAAGCCUUUCGUGAUACGACAGAGAUGGAAUGUUAAACUUCUUGUAGCCCCAAGUGUCAUGUCUUACUGGAGACAGCAAUCUAUUGAUGGGAGAAAGUCAGGUGUUUGGAUGACGUCCGGGCAGCUUUUCGCGAGCAUAGAGAUUGGAAGUGAUGAAGCGACUCAGCAAUCUUUCUCUUCGUGUAGCACUGAUGUCAACGAGAUAAAUCGUUUUAUUGUUGCCCCCUCGCUAAAAAUGAUGAUGAAUCUAGACAAAUUCGGCCUCAACAUUUCCGAUGAUCUUCCUCCAUUGAUUGUUAUUUUUCAAAAAAACUCUUCGAGCCCGAUAACAAAUCCGACAUCUAGCACUUGGCCGCAAUUUGUGAAGUACAUAAGCAUUGUGUCGGAAGCCCAACGCUUUUUGUAUGACUGCAGCAUUCGGGUCACAGGAGACGAGCAUCAAGUGUUGGAGCAAAUUGCAACUGCAAAUCAUAUCUUUUGGCUUUACACUGGAGUUUCUAAGACUAAUAUACAAGCUGAGGUAACCGCGUUGUGCAUACAGAUCUCGUCUUAUUCUUUGGAUGCGAUACGAUCACUCUUGUCUGCAUCUGAAAACAAAGGCUCUGACGUUCCGACAAAAAAAUUAUUUGACCAAAAGAGCGUGAAGGAGGAUGCCAUGUGCAGAAAAAGCUUUGACCCUCCAGAUUGCCGAGAAAUUUCAGCGGAUGAUUUUAAAUAUCUAAAGCGAAUGGCGGAAAGUCGGCGACCUCUUCCUGGUGAGCUUGUAUUUACGGAGGCUCUAUCAAUUGAAACGCACAGCAUCGUUCCGGAUGACCCACCUUCAGUCAUGGCUCACAUUCAAAUCGAGCCAAAUAAAUUCGACAUCGCAGAAGCUGACGUCGUGGCUUACCUCGAAAACUGCAACAAGCUUUGGAAGACUGAUUAUAAUGCCGGUGAAGAGCAGUCUUCUUCUCCUGGCCAUAGUAACAGGACGCAUUGCUGGAUGGGAAUGCGCUGGUGCUACCACAUUCCACGUAAAAUUUGUAAAAUUGUGGCAGACCCCGUGCCUAUCCUUCCCAGUGGACUUCCAAGUGCCUGGCCUUCAUGGAACUGGAAACAUGGCCAAAAUGAUAGUACAAGUCGAUUUUGUGAUAUUUUAUGCCAGUUGAGAUGCUGGGACCACCAAAAAUCCAUUUAUAUUGUUGUUGGUGAGUUCUGCGUACCAUGGGAACAAAUUCUACCGAGCGUGAGCCCUGACAAUUCGAACGAUGCCAACGAGCUGGGAAGUUUUGGGGAUUUGAUGAACCAUUGGUUUGACGAUAGCGUGGAAGAGAUACUUCUUCAAACGAAGCUGCUCGAGUUUGGUGCACGAACAAGAACAUAUUUGUUUGAUAGCGACAUACCAUCGGACAACUGGGAGAUCAGGUGGAGAAGUCCUCUACAAAGCGAACAUGAUCCUGAGAAUAAGCAAAUGCGCCUUUUGGUAAACGCAUUGCUUGCUUCAUCAUUGCAGAUACAUUCUAUGCUAAUUUGGGACGCGUAUCAGCGCGUUGAAUCAUAUAUUACGUUUCCACAAACCUCGAUGUCCAUAAGCCUAGUGGGCCCCGAAAAGAGUUCUCACGAUAUCAUUACCGCAGAAUUCAACGAUACCAAUAUUGCUUGCUUGGUUUUUGGAAGCACGUACAUGAAGACAAUGACAAUUCGAGUAUCUUCUGGAUUACAGGUGUACCUCAAUAACGUGGUUCAACUAUUAACUGUUUCAGUUAUUUCACGGACCAGUAUCGACAUCCUGGUGGAGAUGUCUAACAAAGGAUUAAAGAUUUCAACAUUAGUUGGUCCCAUCUCGCUUUACCUGAACCAAACGUCGAUACUUGUACUAUGUGCGAUCCCGAGGCUCCUGCAUGCAGAAACUCAACCGAUUCAAACUUUGACAGCAAACCCAAACGAAAAAUUAUCAAGCAUGCGCAUAAAUAUCGUAAAUUACACAGGUGUGGAUAUUUGGUAUCGGCAAAAUGAGACUUCAGAGUGUUUGCAUCUCCCUGCAGAAGCUAGUGCGGCAUAUAGCUGGCUCUCGCUGGCGAGUAGUUCGUAUUAUCAGCUUUGCUUUGCGGUGGACGAUCCGAUACAGAAGCGUGGUGAAGUGUAUGCCGGGGGGAAAAAGGAUGUGGAGAAACUUUUAUCAGAGAAAGAUGAUUUCUUCUGGUGUGAUCCUUGUAGAAUCAAGGAAAAUUGUGUCACUGGCCGAUAUUUUAGUGGUCGCGGAUUUGUUUGGGUAUGCGUGGAGCUAAGCGGAUUGCAAACGAAGGUUUCGCUUUACUCAUCAUUGAUUGUUUGUAACUACUGUAAUUUUCCUGUGCGUGUCAAAGUGAGUCAGACAGCAAUCUAUAAUUGCACAAAGUCUGAAUACCCAUACAAAAGAGGUUUUGCAAUACGCAAGCAUGCCGCCCAUAACCAUCCACAUUGUGUUUCGUUGGAUGGUUCAGUGUGCACUCUUUUGACGUCACAAGUUGAUGGUAGCAUAGCUCGUAUCAUGGUCGAGUCCGUAUCAACCAUAAGUUUUGCAGUCAAUGGUGGCUCUUGGUGCGAUAUGGAAACACAGCAAACAAUACCUAGCGAGUUUGAUCAUGUCAAGGCUGAUGACCUUGAAGCGAAAGGGCAUUUUCAGUUCAAAUCUUUCAAUUCAGAAAGCUUAGAUGAGCCUAUUCAGUAUGUCUGGGUGAAGGUUGCUCGCGCAAAGUGUAGGACUGUGCUUCCCAUAGACUUUGACCACUUACAGCCCCAAAUAGCUGGACGGUAUACGUGGGUUGAGGUGUCAAUCUACCCUGCAAUCAUCGUACAAAAUAUUAUUGAUGCUCCAGCAAUACUCAGCUUCUCACAAAAGAACACAUCCUUUAGACUUGAAUUAUUUCCAGCUUGUGAGAAAUGUAUCUCUACAAUAAACCCCUUUGAGCCAGUCAAGAUUUUACUGCAAUAUGGCCAGGAUUUAAGCAAGGCAAACACAUAUUCGAAACUGCUGGAAUUAAACAUGCAAUUCACUUCUGCAGGCAAAUCAAAGGAGCAAAUUUUUGAUUUUGAGGACUGCAGAGUGGUUGUUAGCUAUUGCGAUGAUCGCAAGCCGAUGGUUCGAAUAAGAUUAGAACGCGUUCUUAGCAUUGCCAAUAAAACACCGAGUGAUUUGAUGAUUUGGCUUGCCACGUCAUUCGAAGAUCAAAACAGAACUUUACAUAAAGUCGAAUCUUGCGGUGAACGGUCAAUUGGAUUCACAAUGACCAGUGACUGCUUGAUCAUUGCAAUUGCGUCGAGUGCAACAACCGCGGGCCCACGCAGUGGGUCAAAUCAGAUGAGUUGGUCCUCAGAAAUCUCGCUGGAUGGUAAAGGUGACACAAAGCCGAUUGUAUUGCCUGCGAUGCAGGCGGGAUCAAGCAAUCUUGCAAGUGCUUUUUGUGUUGAGUUGUUGAACUCUGAGGGAUAUCUUAAAUUGACUAUUCUGCCGCUAGUUGUAGUGAUCAACGCGACGAAACGCGAUAUUGUUUGUGUUCCCACAGAUGGGCGAGGAAACGCCCUUGGUGGAAAUGAUGAAACAUCGUUGGUAUCAGGUGACAAUGCUGGGUGGUGCGUUCCGGUUUGCUUACACAGAGAAGCAAAGAAACGAAGUAUUACGGCUGAUGUGUCGUCCUGGUUAAGCUCAAAACUAUCGAGGCGUACAAGUGAUGUCGAGCCAAUCGUUGAUAAGCAGCAUUUGAUGGCAAGACUAUCGUGUUCUUUCCGAGUACGUUUGGUUGAAGACGAGUACGAGUGGACAGAAGAAAUAACAGUGCUGCUUCCAAAUUUACAUGUUGGAGUAAAUUCGGAUGGCAGGCUGAUACAUUUCGAGUCAUUCACACCGCUAGCUGAUACGUUAAAAGAUUUGUAUCCAUCUCCUUCGACGACGACGUACAGGAGACGAUUGCUAGUCCGUCAUUGUAGCUUCAAACAUAAAAUGCUCACCUACACUACGACGCAGAGUGGAAAGUCUAUUCAUGUUAUGUUCUUCGUGGAUCACCAGCCUCCUGUGAUCAUUCACAACCAUUGGCAAAAAGUAUUGGCUUUUCGCAACGUGUCCGUCGCAUCGGAUCCAGAGGGCGUCGGUGCAAAUUUCUGCCUGGAAUACGAUUGGUCUCUGCAGGUGCCAACAAAAAACUGUACGCAGGCCAUCAUUGACGAUAAGCUUGACGCAGAAUGUAAGCUGCUGGCUAACUGGUUAAAGACCUCAUCCCAAUCAUUUGGGAAUACAGACACAACUGACUUAAAUCCGAAUGAGCAUACGCGUUUUCAGAUCGGAUCACCACAAUAUGGUUGGUCGAAUGUUCUUUGGCAAACUGGAGGCAUCCAGUUCGCAUCUUUUAAUAAUGACGAGGAUUGCGGGACGAUAACGAAUCGACUUACUUUCUUAGUCAUGAACUUUUAUCGAGCAGGAUCGUGGCUUAUAUCUAUCACUUGUGUUGAGGAUCCGACAGGUGAUGGUCUGACGAAGUCCCUUCCAUCGUUAGUACAGCCUUCCGCGGCAGAUUCAUGGAGAGCAAGACAGAUCACUUCAAGUAUUUUUAAGAUUGGUGUCAUUGUGGACGAAAUUUCGCUUCAUCUUUGCGAUGAGCACGAUCCUAAACGGGAUGCGCGUGGACUUUUCCUUUAUCCAGAGAUUUUACGGACAACAUGCAGUGCUGUGUCAAUCGUAUUUGCAACUGCUCCAGAUCCGCCAGAAACUCUUCGUCACAAUACCCGCUUGGGUUAUAUGUCGCACAUUAGAUCGUACAUGACUCUAUUCGCUGCAAUUGAACGUAUCGAAGUGGGACAUUUCUUACAAGCGUGCAACUUUCCCGUAAUUUUUUGGUUUUAUGAACCUGAGGCGAAGAGGCCUUUGCUGCAAUCUGAUAAAGUAAAACAACAUCAAAGCCUGGAGUGCCUGAUAAACAAAUUGCUCGACAAGCGGCUACCAGAAGCAGAGAAUCCGUGUUUGACUAUCAGAAUCAUCUACGCGGAUACAAUAAACCCGACAAAACUUCUACCAUACUUUAACUGUAUCGAAGUUAAGGUAUCCCCGGCCUUUCUUCAGGUGGAAGACAAACUUUUGAUGUGCUUAAUUGCGUUUGUUCAACCAAUUUGUGCGGCAUUGGAAGGGUAUGCUGUAUGCCAAGCCAUACGCGACAUUGAAAGCCAGACAAUCGCUACAAGAGAUGAAAAUACCUGGAGCUCAUAUGCGUAUGAAACGAUCAUUACAAAGCAGCGCAAAGUAUAUAUCGAGUAUCUAGGAAUUAGCGACCUUCAAGUGACGAUUACAGCACGCGUCUCAGUUCCAGUACUUAACAGUUUUGAUGGCACGCCUUUACACUUUGGGUAUAAGGAGAUGCGCGAGGUGUUCACUUUUCCUGACCAAUUGUACAAAGAUUUGGCAGCAGAUUAUGUGGCUGAUACAAUUGUCCGCUCUCCGCUGCUUUUGAUGUCAUUGAAUAUUUUCGGCAACCCGGCCGGAUUCAUUCGAAGCUUUGGUCAAGGUGUUCGAGAUCUGAUUGAGAUUCCUUUGGCUGCUUCCAGAAAUGGUUACAGUCCUUGGAUACUCACUAAGGGCUUGUUAGACGGUAUCGCCUCGUUUUUGGGCCAUACGACUGCAGCAACGCUCUCAUCUGUGUCUGGAUUCUCAUACUCCAUAUCACGCACAGUGGAUCACAUAACGCUACCUUCAGACCAGCUCCGCAAACGUCAUUACAAGCGUCCAACUAAGUUAACAUCAGCUCUUGCUGAUGGUUUAGGGUCGUUAGGAUCAAGUGUUGUUGGUGCAGCAGCUGGAGUUGUCACUACACCUAUGGCCGUAUAUAGAGACAGUCGAAUGCGAGGGGUUACACCCGGAUUUGGAAACGUGGUGGGAAGUGUAGGCAUGGGGUUGGUGGGCAUCGUUGCUCGACCGAUGGGUGGCGUUGCGUCACUGGUGUCGAUGGCAUCAGAUGGACUACUAGUUAAAUUAGAAGGAAGCCGCAUACCAUUCGACGAGUCGACCUCGCGCUUCGAUGGAAGACCCAACGAACUCCUGCGCUACAAGCUGAAAGUGCUUUUCGAUGCAACCGGAGGUUAUUUGGUAUUUGCGCACGGUCUCUGGAUUAACCCAGAAGGUAAUACACUCAUCAUACCAGAUCAAGGUCUUAUUUAUUUCUCGAGAGAGCAGUUGGGAAUGUUGGAAAACGAACCAUUAUGUGGCCUUUUACUACCACGUGAUGCUAAUCGCCAGCUUGUUGAAAUGACAGUUGUAUGCUCAAAUGAGUGCAUUUAUGUCGUGGGAAUGACCACGGCGCAAAACCAAGCCGUUUUGGCACGAACUUCACUGAAAUCGAUCGAGGCAGUUGAAGAAAGUUUAAAAGAGCCAACCGUUUUUGACCUGGGCAUCAAAACGUCAGAGGGUGCAGCAGAAUGGCUGCGCUUUCGACUGCCGCCACCGCAAAGGCGGCAUUUAAGCCACCAGCUUCGACUCUGGCUAGCUGAACCGUCGAUCAAAAAUCCAUAA
Molecule: messenger RNA, 12612 nt
Organism: Plasmopara halstedii
Lineage: Eukaryota; Oomycota; Peronosporomycetes; Peronosporales; Peronosporaceae
Product: Vacuolar protein sorting-associated protein
Exons: 9
Coding region: 1-12612 (4203 amino acids)
Source: RefSeq, a predicted model, not a curated record